AAGCAGGCGCUCACAUGACUGAGGAGCGGAAGCCCUGCGUCAUUCCAAUAUGGCGUCGUGCUGAGCUUGUAGAUCAGCAACACAACUAAAAGUCUGUCGACUGCACAGUUAGCUUUUAGACCCUCCACUGAGAUUCAAAAAUGCCCACACAGGAGGUAAGGUAAAGAAAGCCCCCUGAAACGUCUUGACAACUCGGAGGGAGCCCAGCAGCGUCCAGAAGAAGAGCUCUGAGGACGCCUCUGACAUCGCUUUGCGUUUUCCAGCAGUGAUGUCACUGACAGAUGUUUCUGCCGACACAACACCCUUCUUCUCAGAUGAUAAUGAGGGGGAGGGACCUACUGGCAAUGGGGUGGGUUCACCUCAGCCCAAGGAGGAGGAGUCUGCCAGCGGAGUGUCUGAUAGAAGAGCUAAAGUGACCGUGGUUGUACUCUGCUACAUCAAUCUACUGAACUAUAUGGACAGAUUCACUGUGGCAGGUGUACUUCCAGACAUUGAGAAGUUCUUCAGCAUGAGCGAUGGAAAAUCAGGGCUACUUCAGACAGUCUUCAUCUGCAGUUACAUGAUCUUGGCUCCUGUGUUUGGAUACCUGGGCGACAGGUAUAACAGGAAGUACAUCAUGUGUGUGGGAAUUUUUUUCUGGUCCCUAGUGACAUUAGCCAGCUCCUUCAUUGGCAAAGAACAUUUCUGGGCGUUGUUGUUGACGCGAGGGCUGGUGGGUGUUGGGGAGGCCAGUUACUCCACCAUUGCUCCCACCAUCAUCGCUGACCUGUUUGUCAAGGAGAUGAGGACCAACAUGCUCUCCAUUUUCUACUUUGCGAUCCCAGUGGGCAGUGGUCUGGGUUAUAUCGUGGGCUCAAAGGUGAAUGAGGUGGCUAGGGAUUGGCACUGGGCUCUUCGGGUGACCCCUGGUCUGGGGCUGCUGGCAGUAAUCCUGUUGUUUUUGGUAGUUCAGGAACCGAAGCGUGGUGCGAUCGAAGCUCGUCCAGAGCACACGCUGCACAGAACCAGCUGGAUGACGGACAUCAAAGCACUCUGCAGGAAUCCAAGUUUUGUUCUGUCCACGUUGGGCUUCACGACUGUGGCCUUUGUGACAGGAUCACUAGCCCUGUGGGCCCCUGCCUUUUUAUUCAGAGCGGGCGUCUUCACUGGAGAGAAGCAGCCAUGUUUCAAAGCCCCCUGUGACAACUCUGACAGUGUGAUUUUUGGCGUCAUCACAGUUGUGACCGGCAUCUUGGGAGUAGCAGGUGGGGUGCAGGCGAGCAAGAAGCUGAGGACCAGGACCCCUCGAGCCGAUCCAUUAGUCUGUGCUGCAGGACUCCUCCUCGCUGCUCCCUUUCUCUAUCUGUCCAUCAUGUUUGCUCAGGCUAGCACUGUGGCCACAUAUAUCUUUAUCUUCCUGGGUGAGACAUUCCUGUCUAUGAAUUGGGCUGUUGUUGCGGAUAUCCUACUGUAUGUUGUGAUCCCCACACGGCGCUCCACGGCGGAAGCGUUUCAGAUUGUCCUCUCACACUUGCUGGGUGACGCUAUCAGCCCUUACCUCAUAGGAGUGGUGUCAGACUCAAUAAAGAAGUCGGAUUCAUACAUGUGGGAGUUUCGUUCACUUCAGAUGUCACUCCUGCUGUGUUCCUUCGUGGCCGUGGUGGGUGGAGCUUUCUUCCUCACCACGGCCCUCUUCAUUGAAAAAGACCGACAUCUGGCAGAGAACUAUGUGCCCUCUGAUGAUGCACCAAUUAUUGUUCCAAAGAGAGGGAGGUCCACUAAAGUAUCAGUGUCAAGUGUUUUAAUUUGAGAUGGCACAAGGAUUUGGAUUGUUCUCAACACGGGGAACAGCACUCUGGAGCAGGCAGAUAGAGCCAGUCCUGGAGCAGCAAUCACUGAUUGGAUACCAAUAAGGAGUUUUAUAGUAAUUUAUUAUGCUUAUGUUUUUGUUUAUAUUCUUAACUCAUUUAUUGAUUUGGGAACAUUUUGGACUAAAAACAUAUCAGUAACAUCUUACCUGGUAGUCCUUAAAAAAAAAAAAGCAAAGCGGUUAUAUGGUGGGAACAUUUCAUUACCUUUUAUUGAAACUCCUGAAGAUGUGUUUUAGGAUUCAUGUAAAUUAUAUUUUAGAUGUUUUUAUUGAAGGGGAUCUCAAUUGAUUUCUCAGUCUAUAGGUUCUUAAGUCAGUAAACUAAAACCAAGGUACUUUCGAAAUUCUGUUGCAUUUGUUUUCAUCGAAGC
Molecule: messenger RNA, 2220 nt
Organism: Carassius carassius (crucian carp)
Lineage: Eukaryota; Metazoa; Chordata; Actinopteri; Cypriniformes; Cyprinidae
Product: protein spinster homolog 1-like
Exons: 13
Coding region: 269-1789 (506 amino acids)
Biological process (GO): transmembrane transport
Cellular component (GO): membrane
Molecular function (GO): transmembrane transporter activity
Source: RefSeq, a predicted model, not a curated record